AUGGCGGUUAGUGCUGAUGGUCAUGCACGUCUGCAGAGCAGCAGAUCAACAGGGAUACCCCGAGAUCUGGGAUGCGACUGCUACUUCUGCUAUUCAAUGCACAUGUUGAGUAUGGUUAACUAUCUCCAGACACGCUGGGCCAUAAAACCAUCGCCAUUCCCAUUCGUAGACGCAAGGGGACACGACAACUACCAGUCAAAUCAAGGAACUACAAACCAUCGAACAAAGGCGUCUGAUACUAAUCGGGAUAGCCCUGAGCUGUACCAUAGCUCAUACCGGCUCGAAUGGGGAUCUAAGAUAGCCAAGCUAUUGGAUCAUGCCAAAGUCCCCUACGUAGCCUGGGGAGAUUUGAUGAACGUGCACAUGGUAAUGCACAUUGUGACUAAUCGUGCCCUUUGCUUCGUGGUUCCGGAUGAUCGCCUGGAUGCCGCUAUACGAGCAUUGCGAGUUGCUGGUUUUCCUGAGAAUCCUUGUCAAGUUUCAUUCUGUGACUGGGCCAGCCCCCCCAAGAACCGAAUGCCAAACCCGUGGCCUGACCACCACUUCCACCAUUAUCAAGAGGUAAAAGAUCUUGUCUGGUCCGGAACAUAUACAGUCUGCUACCCUAUUGGUCUGGUUCGGAAGUCCCAGUGGCUCUGGCUCUUGCCCGAUCUUCCCCUUGACUUUCCUGAGCCCAAUGACCCUAAUUUCAUGCUCUCUACAGACCGUCGUCUCCCUGACUGGGAUAUGGAGGGGUUCGGGAACUCCUUUUAUCCCAUAAAGCUGCUCACUCCGGCGCGAUGGAUAGAGUCAUUAUUCUGCCAGGAGAUCAGAGAUUCAAGUCUAACUGAUGACUUGUCGGAACCUUGGCACCGACCUGUUAAAGAUUUCCAUGAACGACUUGCAAGACUACUGCAUCCGGAAUUAUUUCAUGUUGACCUCAUCCAACAACCAUUUCGCACCUUCUAUAAGCUGAAUACGAACUGGCGUCCCUUAUCAUUCCCCCUGAUGGAAUUGCUGAUGGCCCGGUUGUGGGAAGAAUGGCAGAAAGCUGGUUCUAUGCCAAACCCUGUUUUCCCGUUCGAUAUCGAACGGCACAAGCAGAAUGUCGAGAAGUUCAAACAGGCCUUUCCAUAUUCAGACAAUAAGCUUAGCGAGAUUUUGCGAAACGGUGCUCCACUGACCAUUGCCACGGGCAUGAGUUUACGUGGCAGGGUGGCAAACGCGGAAGACAGAUUCCGAUCCCAUGCUGUUGGAGUUUGGGCGGAUGCUAAAGGUGGUCGGCGCCCAGUGCUCCUCUUGUCGAACGGGCCAGACACAGGGUUUAUGCACUCCAUAGCAGAUUUGGUGACCAAAAACAGCUCCAUCACCACGACGAUUGACUCCGUCUCGGCCGUCGACCCACCCUCUCAACCAUGGAGCACCAAAUGUAGCCAAAGACGCUUAUGCGCCAAAAGCACGUCUGUAAAUACGAUGGUCAGGAGAAAAUCGGCUAAAACAGGGCACGUUGCGCCCCAUGGAUCCAAUUUCCUUGAUUUGCUCCAUGCCUCUGCUUCCUUCCCCCCCCUUCCCUCUCUCCCCUCAUGGGGCUGGUCCCUGGCUCCUAUCACGGAAAUGGAGGGUGGGGACGACUUCAAGCUCGGUAGUUCUGUCAAUUUGGGCUUUAUACCGAACUGA
Aspergillus niger is the source of this 1656-nucleotide messenger RNA. RefSeq lists its product as uncharacterized. The transcript is spliced from 7 exons. The record is from RefSeq and is a predicted model, not a curated record. Lineage: Eukaryota; Fungi; Ascomycota; Eurotiomycetes; Eurotiales; Aspergillaceae. Bases 1 to 1656 code for a protein of 551 amino acids.